AUGAGGUGCUUCGCGAUUGUGCUGUUGGCAACCGCCGUGUUGGCGGCUCAGAAGAAGGAAGACCCGAAAACCAAACAUGACAAACGGAGUCUGGGUCACGAACUCGGCUACGGAUACGGUCUAGGCGGUAUCUCAAGCUACGGUCUAGGCAGUGGUAUCUCAACCUAUGGUUUAGGCAGUGGUAUCUCGGGCUACGGUUUAGGCAGUGGUAUCUCGAGCUACGGUCUAAACGGUAUCUCGGGCUACGGUUUAGGCAGUGGUAUCUCGAGCUACGGUCUAAACGGUAUCCCAAGCUACGGUCUAGGCAGUGGUUACUCGAACUACGGUCUAGGUCUCGGAGGAUACUCGACUGGACUCGGCACGAAGAUAAUCGGGUCGGGACUCUCAGGAGUCGCCGUAGGUAACAGCCUGGCUUCUGCCUACGGUUCCGGAUUGGGAUACGCAGGUUCUUACGGAAAUUACCUCGAUCAUCCCGUCAUCUACGGUGCUGGUCAUGCCAGCGCGCUAAGCGGACUCGGUGGCGUUAGCGUGUUGCCGCACGCCAAAGCCGAGCGCAUCACCGGCCUCACCGUACACCGCGAGGUCCAAGUGCCGGUCCCGGUGCCGCAGCCAGUCCCCGUCGAAGUCACCAAGCACGUACCCGUCCCACACCCCGUGCCCGUCAAAGUAGAUCGUCCCUAUCCCGUUCCAGUAGCGCAACCAGUACCCGUUCCAGUCACUCGUCACGUGCCCGUAAAGGUCGACCGUCCCUAUCCGGUCCCGGUGGCACAUCCCGUCGAGGUACGCGUGCCGCAACCGGUGGCAGUUCCGGUAGCACACCCGGUACCCGUCCCAUACUCUGUCACGAGGCAUGUGCCGGUCGGCGUCGUGCCAUCGACCUACGGUGUCGGCGUCAUACCGUCGAAUGUUGGCAUCACAUCUGGAAUCGCGUCCGGACACGAAUACGUCGGUCUAGGAUCCAGCAGUCUGGGAUACCCCAUCUCGGGUGCGGCUCUGGGUAGCGGAUAUGGCUCCGGUUUUAGCAGCGGCCACUAUGUGGACGGCGGCCUCAUCUCAAGUGGCGUCAGCCACGGUAUUUCUAGCGGUAUUGGAAGCGGUGCGGAACAUCUUGCUCUCAGCAGCGGCUUGGAACACGUUGGAAUCAGCAACUUGGGACCGGCUCUGGGACACAGCGGCACGUACAUAACGUCCCACGGCACUGGCGGAUACAUCGAUGGCGGAUACAUACAUUCGGCACCGUUGAAGAAGUGGUAAACACUCAAGCUAACAACUCGAUUGGACGUGUGUCUUUUAAGGCGCUUCUCUCGAGCAUAAUUCACGGAUCCGAACGUGCAAAAUACCAAUCGUGUUAUGUACGCGUUGUCGAAUAAAUUUAUAUUUUUCUACCGUA
This is a messenger RNA of Temnothorax curvispinosus, 1390 nucleotides long. Its product is annotated as isoniazid-induced protein IniB-like. The transcript is spliced from 2 exons. NCBI's taxonomy places the organism in Eukaryota, Metazoa, Arthropoda, Insecta, Hymenoptera, Formicidae. The coding region runs from base 1 to 1254 and encodes 417 amino acids. The record is from RefSeq and is a predicted model, not a curated record.